AUGGAAAGAUAUUACAAGCGAAAAUCAUCAUCGAUUAGUUCGGACAAUCAUAUUCCAAAUAGUUCAUCUCCAAACUUGGAUAGUUCCAAUCCUAUUCCGAACAGUUCCCCUCCAAUUCCAAGUAGUUCUAAUCCAAUUGAGGGUAAUUCCACUCCACAACAAAAUGAGUUGAAAGUUGAUUUGGAUAAUCUUGAGAGAGACCCGGGAAAGAGAAUUCCAAUGAAAGAUUAUCCUCCAGAUAUUCGAGAUGAGGUCCAAAGAGCACAUAUAUUGAUGGGGCCUUUUAGAGCUAAAGAUCAUGAUUUUCCAUUCACUUUGCAUUCGAAUAAAAAGCGACGGUUCGUUGAUAAUUGGUUGAAGGAAUUUCAUUGGUUGGAAUAUAGUAUAUCUAAAUAUGCUACAUUUUUCUUUUAUUGUUAUCUAUUCAAAGUCAACUUUGAACAAUCAGGCAGUGACGUCUUUACUGAGGUAGGCUUUCAAAAUUGGAAGCAUGCAAGAGCUUAUUUUGAAAAACAUGUGGGAAUGGUUGGUAGCUUUCACAAUAAAGCUGUUGAAGCUGCUGGUAAUCUAACGAAUCAAAAGACACAUAUUGAAACAGUUGUGGUCAAACAAUCAGAAGAAGCUCGUAUGGCUUAUCGCACUUGCUUGAAUGCAUCAAUUGAUUGCACUAAGUUUUUGUUGCGACAAGGUCUUUCAUUUCAUGGUCAUGAUGAAAGUGACAUUUCAAACAAUAGAGAUAACUAUUUGGAGCUCUUGCAAUUCCUUGCGGAUCAUAAUGAGAAAAUACAGGUCGUAUUGUUAGAUAAAGCUUCGGGAAGUCUCAAGCUAAUAGCUCAUUCAAUUCAAAAAGAUCUUGUUCAUUCAUGUUCUAUUGAAACCAUUCAAACUAUCAUAAGUGAUAUGAAGAAUGCUAGGUUCUUUUCUCUAUUGGUUGAUGAGGCACGUGAUGUUUCAAUGCUAGCAAAGGAUCAUGUUGAUGUUAACACAUUUUUCCUAUUGGCUAAUAAUGUGGUAAAUAAUAUUGGAGCUUCAUGUAAGCGUCGUGAUGCACUUAGGGAGAUGCAACAAAAAGAACUAAUGAAAGCUCUUGAAAAUGAUUCUCUUAUGACGGGACGAGGCUUAAAUCAAGAACUAGUCUCAAACGUGCCAGAGCUACAAGAUGGAAUUCACAUUAUGCUUACAGAGUUAAAUGAUCGCUUCAAUGAAACAAGUACCAAAUUGCUCAUUUGUUUGGCUAGUUUGAGUCCAAAUGAUUCUUUUGCAGCUUUUGACAAAGAAAAGCUACUUCGCCUUGCUUAA
This is a messenger RNA of Pyrus x bretschneideri (Chinese white pear), 1299 nucleotides long. RefSeq lists its product as uncharacterized. Lineage: Eukaryota; Viridiplantae; Streptophyta; Magnoliopsida; Rosales; Rosaceae. The transcript has 3 exons. Bases 1 to 1299 code for a protein of 432 amino acids. The record is from RefSeq and is a predicted model, not a curated record.